Messenger RNA from Phymastichus coffea, 5544 nucleotides. RefSeq names its product rho GTPase-activating protein 1 (gene RhoGAP68F). The transcript has 9 exons. NCBI's taxonomy places the organism in Eukaryota, Metazoa, Arthropoda, Insecta, Hymenoptera, Eulophidae. Gene Ontology annotation, cellular component: cytoplasm. Gene Ontology annotation, molecular function: GTPase activator activity. The record is from RefSeq and is a predicted model, not a curated record. Gene Ontology annotation, biological process: small GTPase-mediated signal transduction; negative regulation of endocytic recycling. Bases 319 to 1803 code for a protein of 494 amino acids.
CUGUGAAUUUCACAGCAGUUGCUCGUGCACAAACACAGAGAGUAAAGCGCCGCCUUGAGAAGGGGGGAAACGUGGAAAAAGAGAAAGAGAGGAAAAAGGGAGUUGACUGCUCUGCUGCUGUUACGGCUGCUACGCUUUUGGGAGAAUAAUAGUGUUGUCCUGUUACUCCUACUAAAGAGUAAUACGCGCGUAGUGUCUUUUGUUUGUGGUGUAUAGUGUGUGACGCGUGCCAAGUGUGGAUUGUUUGGGGGGCAAAGUGCAGCAGCGAUAAUGAUUAGUGCCUCGUCCUAACCGUCAACCUCUUCGCGCCCCCAAGACAUGGAGGCCGAUUACCAGCCUUCUACGCUUAGCCCCGCUAAAGUUUUGACAGCCGCUGUAAAUAAUGAAAGCGACGAUCCGUACCCGAGCCUCUCGGAUUUCCACGAUUACGAGCCCAAUUUGGAAUUCGACGACACGGAGCUCCAGGCAACGUCGACUGCAUCAGCGGUCGAGUUAUUAGAGGAGAAAUUGGACUUGGCGGUUGGCGUGAUAGGCUCGGGAAUUGAUUACCUAGAGAGUCCAGUGAGCGACGGUACAAUAGAGGAAAAUUUCGAGGAGGCUCUUGUUGAUGCCCCUGUCAUCGAGACUGCCGACGAUUUAGCUGCAUUGGAUGAAACAGAACUAGCCGACGAAGAGGAUUACCACGACAUCGCGCGCCUUGGUAUUGUCGAGGUGGUCGGUGACGACAGUGCAGGACGCAAGAUAAUCGUCGUGUCAGCAUGUAAAUUACCACCGACGGGCAAAGAAGCGUUGUUCAGCCAUGCCAAGCUAUUGCGUUACCUUACUCACACCCUCGACAAAUUCGUCGAGCAGGACUACAGCCUUGUGUACUUUCAUCAUGGCCUCACGUCCAAGAACAAACCACCGCUGUCUUGGCUGUGGCAAGCUUACAAAGCUUUCGACCGCAAGUACAAGAAGAAUUUGAAAGCGUUAUAUCUCGUACAUCCGACCAAUUUCAUCAGGAUAGUUUGGCAGAUUUUCAAACCGGCCAUUAGUGCUAAGUUUGGUCGAAAGAUGAUGUAUGUCAAUUAUUUAGAGGAAUUGGCCCAGUAUAUUAAUCUCGACCAACUGAUAAUUCCACCGCAAGUCCUUGAGCACGAUGAACAACUGAUGUUGAAAAAUAAAAAAAAUCUGCCGACAAGUCCACCACCAAGUGUCGUAGCGACUCCAGUUGGAACGACUCAAUUCGGCGCGAGUCUUCAAUUCAUCAAAGAAAAUAACAGAGGAGAUCCUAUACCUCCCAUCGUCCGACAAUGUGUUGAAUUUCUCGACACCCCUGACGCAUUGGAAACUGAAGGUAUCUUUAGAAGAUCCGCCAAUGUUGCGGUAAUUAAAGAGCUUCAAGGCAGGUGUAAUCAAGGCUUGUCUGUUGAUUUCCAAGGUGAUGUACAUAUAGCUGCGGUGCUAUUGAAGACUUUUCUUCGCGAACUAGAAGAGCCACUUAUGACGUACGACUUGUACGAUGAAAUAACACAAUUCCAAACAUUGUCGAAAGACGAACGUCCAAGGAGAGUGAAAAUUCUUAUUUUGGAAAAGCUCCCUGAAGAUAAUUAUCAACUUUUGAAAUAUAUCGUUCAGUUCUUAUCUAGGGUAAUGGACAGAUGUGAUUUGAACAAGAUGACGUCUAGUAAUUUAGCUGUGGUGUUUGGUCCAAAUCUUGUCCGUGCACCACCAUCCCGAGGCAUGUCUUUGUCAGCGAUCGGUCCAAUCAAUCAAUUCAUCGACUACGUUUUCACCGACCAAGAUAAGAUAUUUAUAAUAUAAAGAAUAUAUCUACUUAUGUAGUUACUUUUUUGAGAAUUGGGCCUAAUCGCGCUACGACUGUGUAUGUCUUGUGUAUAGACGCCAUGAUUAUUUUCUGAUAAUUUUUUGUGAAGACUUUUCCGAUUUACGUUGCGUUAAAAAAUUUGUUUAUCACAUAUUUUCAGCAGCUUUGUACCGCCAUAGCUCAGUCGAAUAUACUUCAUUUUAGUGUCAAUCUUCAUUGCGCACCAUUACUUACAUGUGCAUUUGUACAUUUAUUGUCAACUUAGAGUAUCGUGACAUCGAUGUUUUAGUAACAUAGAUAAAAAAAAAUUAAUGUUAAGUCGGAUUCUGAAAUAUCAUUUACUUUGAAAGUAAAUUGGCACUAGCAGCAUAUCGCACUUUUACAUACGUACAUAAAAAAUUUAAUGAAAAAUUAUCAGAAAUGGAUGCUAAAGAUCCUUCGUUAAAAAAGAAAAAUAACGAUAUUGCCUCAAUGAAAAAAUAACAAAAAAUUGUUGCUACAAUUGUUACUAUUAUAAAUGUCUUAUACCGGUGAUUGCUAAUGAAAAAUAUCUAUUAAAUGUUUAUAUUUUGUAAUAACAUUCGUUAAUUUUAAAUUUUUUUCGCUUUUUAACAUUUAAAAAUCUUUUUUAGUGAAAAAAAAAACCUAAUUUUUUAAAUGAUAUUUUUAGUAACAUGCCGAGAAAAGAGAAAGAAAAAUUAAUAUAUAAGCUGGAAAAAUAAUUUUUGAGAAAAAAUGUACAAUGCAGGUACGAUUGUGGUAAAAAAUUGGUCGAAAAGAGGCUAAAAAUAUCCAAAAAAAAGUCUUGGAGGUUUGUAUAUUUUUGUGAAAAAUUGACAACCACAUACCAAAGAUAUAAGGAAAUUCACACAAUUUUUUGUAUAAAGUAGUAUUAUACUGAAACAGUGUAAUCAAAUCUUCAUAGGUAAUAGACAAUGAAAUAGGAUGAUCCCUCCAAGGUUUUAUUUUUGCUGCAGUAAGAUACAGAUCUUUUUCUGGCAUUUCAAUUCAAUAUUACAUUUUAUUGACAAUUAAUUAUUAUUAUCAACAUUCCAUAGUAACUUUAAUGAGUUUUUAAUAACAAAACUAAUAUAGUAAGAUUGAUUUUACAUACAAACUGUAUUAACUGCAAUCAAUAAUGCUAACAGAAGUGAUCUGUUUAUCGAAACAUCCUGUUAUAUAAAUAAUAACUUGUACAUAAUACAACAGUGUAUAAAAAAAUUCUAGUUUAUAAGAUGCCUAGAACUGAUUUUUAAUUAAAAGAAAAAUACAAAGAAAAGAAUAUAAGAGAAGAUACUAUAAUAUAAAAGCUAGAUGACCACAAAAAUGAUUGUGGAUCAUGUCAACAUAGAUCUAUAUGUUACAUACAACAAAUUUUUUCAAAUUAUUCUAUAUAUAAAAUUUUAGUAACAGUAGGUUUAAAUUAUUAUAGAUUUUUACUUACUUAGCCGGAGCAUUUGUCACGUUUUUUCUUAAUCUGAACUAUAUAAAUGUACGUUAACACCAAAAAAGCAAGAAACACUCGAGUAAGAAGUUUAAAAAAAUCUACUCACCUCGUAACUGUACGCACCCAGGCAAAUGCAACUUUAUUUUUUUAACAGUGCGUUGCUCGUUAAUCACUAGCCAUUCCUUAUGGUGAUUUAAAUUAUUUUGUAUAAUAAAUGAUGGAAAUGAUAUCAGGGAUCGUUAUAAUGAUACAUAAAAUCUGUAUAACUCAGAAGAAACGUAUUCAUCGAUUUUUGUCUAUACUGCCUGUAUAAAAAGAUGUUACGUCAUGUUUUUCUAACUAUUUUAGAAUUUUACAUUUUCACGAACGAAUUGAUUUUUACAUUUGAAUGUUAUAAUAAUAAUAUUGGUUAUAAUAUAAUAAUAAUAAUAAUAAUAUAAUAAUAAUAUUGUUAUAAUAAUAAUAUUGUUAUAAUAAUAUUAUUAUUAUAAUAAUAACAAUUAUAACCAUGAAACCUCUUAAAAAAAUAAAUUAUCCUUCUAUUUUUUCCUAAUCUGUACUCAUUUAAUUUUUAGAUUUGUAAAGUAUCGAUAUAAUAGCAAGUUUUGGCACGAAAAAGAAUUUUUUGUACAGGUAGUUAGAUUUUAUGUAAGAAUGAAAUGUGUCUGUAGUUUAGACUGAUACAUGCACGACCCAUGUAUAUACCUGUGAUAGUUGCACACUGUUUCAUCUGGAGUAUCUGCCAAAAUCUGGCGAUUAAAUGAAUAUAAUAACAGUAAUAAAUACAUCGUUUAAUUAUUAUUAAAAACAACUGAUACCUUAUUUUCAACAAUAUUAUUUAUUGAUUCUUUUUAUUUUUGUCAGUACAGUAUAAUUCAAGUGACAACAAAAUAUACGUUGUAUUAUAGUUUCGCAUGAGUUAGACAAAUUUGUUUUAAAUAAAUUAAGGCAAAAAGAUAAUUAAAAUGAAAUUUGUAAAAUGUGCUGCUUCCUUUGAUAACUGUAAACACUCAAAAUUUUUAUCCAAAAACUCACACUAGAAGAGAUUACUCAAUAUUCUUAUAUAGUGUUUUACAGUAGCAUAAUUUUUAACAAAUAUCAUAAUGUGAAACAUCAACUUGUGAUGGAUAAAAUUAAAUAAUAAACAAUUAAAAUUAUAAAGUUCCAUCAAUUCAUUUUUAUUUACAAUACUGUGAAGUUUUGGUCUUUUGAGAAACAGUUUAUGCGAACCUCUUCAAACGGAGAAUCUAUUCGUGUUCUACCGAAAUUAUUGCAAUAUUAUAAAUAAAAUUAAUUGACGAAACAACAGUAGUUUUAACUAUAUAUUAUCAAGCAUCAUAGUGUUGAAUCGGAUAUGAUGAUACCAAAGCCUUGGAUUUAAAACCUGAACAUUGUAUUAGAAUGAUUUUUGUUUUUCUCCUUGAUGGACAUAUUAUAAAAUAAAUAUUUAAUUUUAGUCAAAUAUGUUAGCAAAUUUUUAAAAACAAAAUGAUAAAAUGUCACAUAGUUUGACUUCAAAUUCAUUAGACAUUCCAAUAAGUAGCACGUUAUUUUUUCAAUUCUUAAUAGCAUUCCAAAACAAUCUAAUUUUAUACAUUUCAAAUACCAGUAAACUGUUACAUACAAAGUAAAUAAAAACUCGUUUACCGUGUCUUCAUCAUACACAAAGAUUGGCCAUUGGAAUAAUUCAAAACAAUCAUAGACGGGUGUCUUAUAAAGUUGCUAAGUCUGCAAUCUUAUAAAAAGUAGCAAAUUUGACGCAAGUCAUGACGUAUACAUUAGAAAUACUGAACUCAUUUAUCACUUCUUGUAAUGUCAAUCAAAGUAUAUGCGUAGUGACAUAAAAAAAUUCUAUCAAUGCUUAAACUUUCAGUUUGUGAAUUAAUAUAUUUAUAUCGAGUAUUCAGAAAAAUAUUUCUAUAAACUUUGUUAAUGCAUAAAUAAAAUAACAAAAUUUUUACGUUUCUUUAAAGCUUAUGAGAUGUUCUUGUCAAUUAUAAAAUUACAUGAAUGAGAACGUAGUCAUCAACCACCCAUUUAUUUCAAUCAAACUAAUUGAAAAAAAAUUCUCUUUUCUAAGUGAUCUACAUCACGCGCUUAUAGAAAAUUUCAUAUGUAAAAAUAAACUUUGAUGUUUCAGUUUGCUCUUUGUCCACAACCCACUUGAAAGAAUAUUGAUAAUCAAUAUAUUUGAAUACGAAUCAAUUACAUUAUUUUUAUUCAUUAUAUAAUAGUAACAAUAAAGUUUGUUAUAGUUGCACAUAUUAGUUAGAUGUUAUGAUUCUGUUAC